Nasonia vitripennis (jewel wasp) is the source of this 1910-nucleotide messenger RNA. RefSeq lists its product as uncharacterized. Bases 221 to 1444 code for a protein of 407 amino acids. Gene Ontology annotation, molecular function: protein binding. The record is from RefSeq and is a predicted model, not a curated record. The transcript has 6 exons. Lineage: Eukaryota; Metazoa; Arthropoda; Insecta; Hymenoptera; Pteromalidae.
AGUUAUAUAUAAGCGGAAAGAGAGUAGCUUUUCAAGUCCCAACUUGUUGCGCAUCAAAACAAACAAUAUCUUAUAAGUAUAGGUUAUGUUUAUAGUUUACUCGAAAAUCUAUGCUUUAUCUAAAGUACACAGAUGAUUAAUGAAACUGAUUUAAAACCAAGUGCAGUACUUAUUAAGGAUAAUUGUUGAGUCCAGCUCAACUGUCACUAUAGUCAUAAAAAUGGAAAAUAGUUCAAGUGUUUCAAAAAAAGCAAGACUUGCAGCUGAUCCUCCAAAUAAUAAAGCAAGCACAAAUAAUAAAAUAGACAUAGAUGAAUUAAAUGGAGAAUAUGUUCUCCAACAUCUCAUGAACAAUGUAUGUCAGUAUUUGAAUAUGUAUGAUUUGUGUCAUGUAGCACAAGUUUGCAAAUCAUGGAAUAUGGAAGUUGAGCGAGAGCUGGAUAAAAGGCUUCAUCAUCAUUUUAUGGUUCUACCAUAUUUGCAUAGUAAAGAGUUGAGCGAUCCUUCUUUUCACGUUUCUAAAAUUCUGAAUAACAAACCUAAAGUCACCAUUUUAUUCCCUGGUACCAAUCACGAUGUCGAUGAUAUUCAAUUAGAAUAUGACACUUUUCAAACUUACAGGAAACAGUUACCAAAUAAUCUAAUAGUUGUUGGAGCUUUUGAAGCAACAAUGAACUCGGAUGUAAUACAUAGCUGCCCUUUACUCAUAGGUUCUAAAAUUAUGGAUGGAUACAGUCCUGCAGGAACUUUAAGUUUAUCUUUACCCAUGAAUGAACAAUUAAGCAUUAAACAAUCAUGCGUAUUUGAAUCAGCUUAUUUACUAAAGGGUAAAGACAUAAUUAAUGACAUGAUUCUUGAGCUUCGACCUACUAAUUCAAAUACCAAGUCCACCCUCAUUAUAUUUGCGGCAAAUCAUGAUGAAUUGUUGGAUGAAAAUGAAAUGACUACUUUGGAAAAUUUAAUCAAAUCCUCCUUUCCACCAAAUUCUUACACACUAUGGGGAUUUGCGACAUCAGAUAGAAUAUUUGCUAGUAGCAAGUACGAAAAAAGUAGUCAAAAUGUCACAGAGAAUGAAACAAGAAUUGUUGGUUUAAACCUUUCAGGACCAAAUUUCGAAUCUUGGUCUACUGUGAUAAGUACUCACUCUACCAAAAAUGAAUUUAUAGAAAGACUGACCAAUUUUAAAGAUAGAAUACAAUUAAAAAAAAAUAGCAUAGGUCUUGUAACUGCUCCAGUAAUUGAUCAUGAUGAUGAUGAUAACGAUGAUGAUAAUAAUGGUGGGUUUAUGGAAGAUGUAAAAAAAAUAUUCCCUGAAAUUCCAUUUCUUGGAGCUUUUGGCAAAGAAGACGAUUAUUAUUUUGGAAUAGACCCCAUGAGCACUGAUGAAUCAAAUGAUAUUAUAGGCGAUGAUAUAAUAUCCAUAAUGAUUUUUACAUACGAGUGAUUAAAUGAAAUUCAAGUUAGCAGUAAAAGAAGAUUACAGAUUAAUUAAUUAUAAAAAAUAAAAAUAAGAAAUCGAAAUUUUUCACCAAGAGUUUACAGAUUUAUCAUAUAUUAUCCUACAAUUUCAUAUGUGUAUGUACAUACUUGUGCAACCUAGUUUUUUAAAAUAAAAAAUAAUUUUUUUGUAUGUUCUCGAAUUAUUAACUUGGGCGUUAGAGGUGAGGAUUCAACAUUUACAAGGUAUUUUUUUCAAUUUGCAAAACUAUUUAUUGAAUCUGCAGUUUGAUUAUAUUUGUAUGAGGUGAUAGAUAUCUAAAUAGAUACAAAAUGUUAUUGACAUUCAAAUAAUUAUAACAAUAAUAACGGUAAAUAUAGUAGUAACACAUUCGAAUUUUAUGGGAGUGAUAUGCAAAUGCAAACAUGCACAUAUUUUUUCUCCGAAUUCAGAAGUGAUUGCAAAUUCUCGG